AUGGCGAAACAGAGGUUGACGGCCUUGGAUAUACGGGCGAUAAUCACCCUGUGUAAGAAUAUCAUUGUCGGAUGUGUGGUAACGAACAUUUAUAAUAUUUCGAACAAAAUUUACGUUUUAAAAUGCUCGAAAAAGGAGCAGAAGUAUUUUUUCCUGGUGGAAGCGGAGAAGAGAAUCCAUAUAACAGAAUGGAAAAGAGAAAAGGAUGUGAUGCCAUCGGCAUUUACUAUGAAAUUAAGGAAGCAUCUGAGGGGUAGAAAAAUUACCAACAUAAGUCAAUUGGGAGGAGACAGAGUGGUUGACAUUCAAUUUGGCUUCGACGAUAAGGCAUGCCAUUUGAUUGUGGAGUUAUACAUUGCAGGAAAUAUUAUCCUCACGGAUAGUAACCAUAAAAUAUUGUCCAUUUUAAAGAGCAAUGAUGCGAUAGGAAAGAAAUAUAACGUUAAUGAUGUGUACAAUGUGGAGGAACACACAUCCAUCUUGCUGCACAAAAAUUUGGAAAUAGUCGACAUGGAAAAUGUAAAGAAAAGUAUCAACGAAAUAAUGCUCCUUUAUAACAAUGUCACUUUGGAGGGUGCUUCUUCCGUAUGUAAGGGUGUAAUAGUUGAUGAGGGGGGUAUUGCCUCAAUUUCGCAUGAGUUUCAAAAUGGCCACGUGGAGGACAAGAACUUUGCGUUGACACAAAGUAAAUCGAUUUUGGGUGAACGCGGCAAGGGUGUAAACGAAAAUGCCACAGUCAGCAAAAAGGGAAGUGUAAAGAACGGCAUUGAGGAAGAAGCAAAAAAUAAGGGCAAAAACAACGCCAAAUUGAAAAGCGCCAAACAUGUGGACGAUAAAAAGUCGGCAAGUUUGAAUAACAAGUCGAAUAAAAAAAUGAGCACCCCCAUUUGUAGCGAUAAUGAGAAAAGUAAAAAGAUGAAGAAGCUUAAAACGUUGACUGAUUUAGCUAGCAAGCUUAUUGUGUUUGCCCAUAGUGAUCUAAUUGUCCAUUCGUUAAUUGCAUGUGAUGUGAAUCCUUCCGAUUCGUUGGAGAAAUACAGCUUGAGUGACUUAAGCCAGAUUUUGCUCAAAGCGAUAAAUGAGGCGCUAUCCGUGCUGAACAGUUUUAGCAGCGAAGGGAGUUGUGUAAAGGGCUACGGAUUUGCCUUAAAGGGUGGUGCAAAAUGUGAACAGGGGACAAAAGCGGAGAAGAAUAAAACCGAUGGUGGGGAAGACAAAAAUGGUGAAGAGGUCACAUUUACGGAGUUUUCCCCAAUUAUUCUGAACAAUCAUAAAAAUAAAGUGGAGGAAAAUAAACUGGAGGUCGUCCAUUUUGAUGAUUUUAACAAAUGCGUAGACACCUAUUUUAGUAAAAUGGAAUUGUCCAAGUAUGACAAACAGCAGGAAGUGAUUAAGGUUAAAAAAUCUCUUACCAAAAUGGAUAAAAUUAAGUUAGACCAUGAGAGGAGAAUCGAACAGUUAGAGAAGGAGGUCAGUUCGUUGAAGAAAAAAAUUUCUCUCAUUCAAAUGAACGACGAAUUGGUAGAGCAAGCCAUACAGUUAAUGCGUGCCGCCGUGGCGACGAAUGCCAAUUGGGAAAAAAUUUGGGAUCAUAUUAAACUUUUUAAGAAGCAGAAUCAUCCCAUAGCACUGCGGAUUAGCUCAGUCAAUUUUAACAACUGCGAAAUGGAGUUGCUAUUAGAUGAUGGGGAGGGGGAUGAACAACGAAGCGAUGACCCCUCCUCCAGUGGGGAAAAUGAAGAACAGUUAGAGGGAAAAGCGUCCAACAGGGAGGCUGCAACAAGCAGCAGGUUCCCUGUUACGAUAAAUUUAAACAACUCUGUUUAUGGAAAUGUAGAAGAUUAUCAGAAGCUGCGAAAGAAGGCAGAAGAGAAGAUUAGGAAAACGAAAAUAUCCACCAACUUUGCCGUAAAAAAAGUGGAGAAAAAAAAAAAAGAAAAAGAAAAUAAACAAAAGGGAAAACAUAACAAGACAGUUGGUCAAAUUCAAAAGUUAAGAAAAGUCUACUGGUUUGAAAAGUUCCACUGGUUUAUCUCGUCGGAAAAUUAUUUAGUCAUUGCGGGGAGGGACGCUCUACAGAAUGAAAUAUUAUUUAGGAGGUAUUUCCAAAAGAAUGAUGUUUAUGUGCAUGCAGAUAUUCAUGGCGCUUCUACUUGUAUUAUCAAAAAUCCGCAUAAGGACAUUCCCAUUCCGGAGAAGACUCUGUCGGAGGCUGGCCAGCUAGCCAUUUGUAGAAGUUCUGCUUGGAAUAAUAAAAUUAUUACUUCUGCUUGGUGGGUGCACUAUCAUCAAGUUAGUAAAUCGGCUCCGACGGGGGAAUACUUAAAAACGGGGUCGUUUGUAAUAAGGGGGAAGAAGAACUACUUGCCGCAUGUGAAGCUGGAAAUGGGACUGUGUAUAAUUUUUCAGGUGGACAAUGCGCUGCUGGAAAAUAAUGAGGAGAACAAUUUGGACGACACGCAAAGGAGCUUUGAAAAUGAUGGGGAGAAGGCGAACAGGGAUGGUGAUCACGAAGUUGUAGGGAAUGGCGUUAUGAAGCAUGUUCCUAUGGAUAACUGCACCGGAGGGGGUUGCAUCCAAUCUGGUAAUCCUUACACCGGUCCAAUGGAAGGAAGCUUCAUCCAUGGGACAUUUCUUAGUAAGGGUAGGCAGCCGCACAACAGUGGUAGUAGGUCCGGUGAGGGUAGCUCCUCUUCAGCAUCGAACAGGUUCUUCGAAUUGCAAGAUUCCCCAGAAGGUACAAAGAAUGUGAACUGUGUGAAUAGUUGCGUUGCGCCAAAUGUGCCAUGUAGGGGGCAUUUAAAAAGGUGUGAAAGGAAGAAGAGACAUUUAUACAACCGUUUUGUUGGCUUCUUCGGUCCGGGUAGAAAUAGAAAAAAUCUGUUGAAACAUAAUUUUGAGAAAAAGUUCGAUCGGGUCUUUCCCAUUUUGGAAAAAUUAGGAAUCGCAUACAGUUACGAUUAUGUUUAUGUGAAAGGGUUGUUAAGGUGGGUGGUUUCCAAUUUGUGGUCCGAUGAACAUAAAUAUAGAGGAGUCUUCAAAUCCCUCAUGCGUAGCAGAAAUGGGCACUUAUCAGAGUGCGGCAUGUGCACCGCUUUGAAGAGGACUUACAAAAGGUUGCUGGUCAUAAUUUUCAACUUUUGUAUGUAUUUCUUUCUGGAUAAUUAUUACCACGUUUCGAAGGAGCACACAUCGUUGGGGGGGGGUAUUUUUCGCCCAUUUUUCAGAAGGUUAAAAGGUGUUGUAACUUUUUUUGUCACACAUAAAGGGUUUGCGCAGAAGGGCAGUUACACGUGGCUCAGUUUAUAUUUGAAAGGCAUCCCAGAUAUGGUGUGCACGCGUAGGCAUGAUAAACCGUUUAAAGGGUUGGGGGGUUGUACGAGGAUGGUCAGUAAUGGGAUGGAAUUGAAGAAGUUUUUUUCUUCAGGGUUUAUGAAUGGAGGGUCCCCCGAGCAGCUUAGCAGCAACCGUGUGAAGGAUUAUUUGUUUGAAGGGGAAAGAAGGAUCCCAUUUAUUUUUGUCGAUUGCAUGGUGUACGGGGCGCCCCCUGUGACCUUCAAAGAUGAGGACUCAAAUGGUUCCGAGUCGGGUAAGAAGGUAAAGGUGGGAAUGGUCACCCCAUCGUCGGUAAGUAGCCAUGAGGAGAAGAGAGAGUGUUACGAAGAGGGGGAGAAAACAAAGAAAGUUUCCUUUGUAGGGGAUGAUGGUGACGGUCCCAAAUUGGUGAGACCCACACGAUCGCGCAAGGGUACGGGGUUUGUAAAGAUGGACGUGAGUAAGCUGCUUCAGGAGAUAGACGAGGAGGAAGAAGGGGGGGUAGACGCAACCGAGGGGACAGGCACACCCGCCAAAGUUGCACUUUUCAAAGCGGGGGAGAGAAAGGGUGAGAAGAAGAGUGUCACCUUUACGUCCGAGGAUGACUCCGUUGGUGAAGAAAAACAAUCCCCGUUGAAUGCGCCUAGACCAGUGAGGUCACGCAAACCAACAGGAUUCGUCAAAAUGGAUGUUACCAAAUUGUUGCAGCAGAUAGAGAGUGAGCACAGUUUUGAGGAUACGGGGGAGGCAAGUGAAGUGAGUGAAGGGAACGCCGUAACGGAGGUAACCCCUGUAGGUUGUUCAAAUAUCGCAUUUAAGGAGGACGGAGAGGAGGGUUUAACACGGGAACAGAAAAAUGUGACGUUCUGCGAAAGUCCGCGUAGAUCUAACACAAGAAAAAAAAGUGUAUCUUUCAGUUCUGAGGAUGAACACAUCUACGUCGAAAGGCAAGAGUCGCUCAAAGUGCCCAGGCCAGUGAGGACACGAAAACCCACAGGUUAUGUUAAGAUGGAUAUGAGCAAGUUAUUGGAGGAGAUAGAGAAUGAAGAAAAGUCCGACGAGGCAUGUGCUUCUGCUGCAACUGAUCCAGCUGAUGUAGCUGACUCAGGGGGGGUUUCUGGCGAUACGGAAGGAGUGAGCCAUGUGGAUCAUCUGAAUGGUUUCAAUGCAGAGGAGGAACAUAAGAAGGAGACGCCAAAGGUAACUAUCUCCGAGGGUGCAUUUAGAACCGAUUUGAAGAAAAAAAACGUGUCCUUCAAUUACGAGGAUGUGUAUGUGCAAGGGGAGAAAAAUGAAUCGGCGAGUGCGCCCAGGCCGGUUAGGUCGCGCAAGCCAACAGGAUUCGUCAAAAUGGAUGUUAGCAAAUUGUUGGAGGAGAUAGAUCUAGAAGAAAAAUCUGAUGAAGGGAAGGAGGACACAGAAAAAAUGGAAACACAAUUUGUGGCUGCCACUGACACGACCCCAAGAAAUGAUAAAAAGGAAAAAAAAGUUACCUUCACUCCGGAGGGUGGAAAAUCUGUUUCCGUGAAGGAAGAAGAACCGGUGAGCUUUUCCAGACCGGCAAGAACUCGUAAAGCAACUGGUUUUGUCAAAAUGGAUUUGAGCAAGCUGCUGGAGGAUGUGGAAGGGGAGGACGAUGAGGAUGCCCAAGACGGAAGUAGUGACGCAGGGGUGGCACCAGAAGGGAAGAAAAUUUUCGACGACGAAAAUGGUGACGAUGAUGAGGAUGAUGAUGAAGGAGGAUGUUAUGAGGAAAGCGAAGAAUCGGAAGAGAGCAAUCAAUCGGAUGAGAGCAAUCAAUCGGAUGAGAGCAACGAAUCGGACAGCGAUGACCAAACGGAUGGGGAUGGAGAAAACAGUGACAGUGAUGAUAGCCACGAUGAAAACGUACCAUCCAGUGGAAAUAAACGUGGGGAAAAAGGAAAUAAUGAAAAGGGAAGUUAUGAAGAGGAAGCAAAGAAUGGGGGGGGAAAAUGUGGAAAUAAUUCAAAUAAGCAGAGUGAAAAUAAGGCCAAAAAGAAUGACAUGAAAGAACAAAAUAUUUCUGUUAACAACGGAACUGUGAAGGACCAAAAAAAGGAUAAGAGUUGUGUGCACCUGUUAAGAGGAGCAAGAACGAAAAAGAAACGGAUGAAGAAAAAGUACCGCGAACAGGAUGACGACGAGGAGGAAAGGCAGCUACACAUGAAGAUAAUUGGGGCAAGAAAGAUGAAGCACGAGAUGGAGAAGGCAAAAGUAGAGAAGCUGGAGAGUAAGGCCGUGGAACAGGAAAACAAAUAUAAGAGCCCCAAAGAAGUCACCAUCAAUUUUGAGGAAAUAAAUGAGGAAGAAAUGAAGGACAAAAUGAGCGAAUUAAAGAAAUUGGUGUGCACCCCAAAGGAAGGAGAUAACUUGGUAUUUGCAAUUCCGAUGUGUGCGCCUUAUUCAGCCAUUCAGAAUCAAAAGUAUAAGGUGAAACUGGUCCCCGGAAAUGCCAAAAAGGGGAAGGUUGCCGAAUCGUGCAUUUCAUACUUCCUGAAAAUGUCAACCGAAGAAAAGGAAAAGGAGCUCAUCAAAAAUAUAUCGGUGGACGAACUGGGAAACUGCAUUAUAACAAAUUCGACCCCAGAUUUGAAGGAGUUAAAACCGGCUACGAAGCAUAAUUUUGUGCAAAAGGGAAAGGGGAAAAAGGCGAAAUGAGAAGCUUUGGAAUGUGCUUAGAUGAUUACGUGCCCUGUUGAUCGUAUUUUCGACCCAACGGGAUUGAAUUAGUCGUGCGUGUAACUGUUGAUUUGUUUACAUAAUUAUAUAUCGAAUUAUAUAUGUAAUUAU
Plasmodium coatneyi is the source of this 6126-nucleotide messenger RNA. RefSeq lists its product as uncharacterized. NCBI's taxonomy places the organism in Eukaryota, Apicomplexa, Aconoidasida, Haemosporida, Plasmodiidae. The record is from RefSeq and is a predicted model, not a curated record. Gene Ontology annotation, biological process: ribosome-associated ubiquitin-dependent protein catabolic process; rescue of stalled cytosolic ribosome. The transcript is spliced from 6 exons. The coding region runs from base 1 to 5994 and encodes 1997 amino acids. Gene Ontology annotation, cellular component: RQC complex. Gene Ontology annotation, molecular function: ribosomal large subunit binding; tRNA binding.